Molecule: messenger RNA, 2014 nt
Organism: Periconia digitata
Lineage: Eukaryota; Fungi; Ascomycota; Dothideomycetes; Pleosporales; Periconiaceae
Source: the annotation of a GenBank genome assembly
AUGCAUAAGUAUUUCACUGGUUUUCUGUUCUCACGUUCAAAUCGAACAACAACGCACAUCUUUACAACACCACUCAUCAUUACCUACUGGCUGAGGAUAACUUUUCCACAGAUAAAUUUUUAUCUGAAUCAAUCCUUCUUCAUACAUCACCCAUCCCUGCUCAACUCAAGCAAAAGUAUCACAACAUAUCAGCAAUUUUCAAACAUGUCGUCGUUCGUGGCAGCUUUUGGUACUGCUGAUAUAGCUUUGAAUGCCGCAGUACUGAUCGCAACGACGCUACCACAGGGACAGAAUCCCAAAGUACAGAUUGGAUGCGGCAGCCCUCCCCUCAAUGAAGAUAUUCCUGCACUCACGGGUGGCAGUAGACCCGACAUUGUCUUGUAUAAUGCUCGCGGACAAGAAAUUCGCAAAAGCCUUGGGGCGACAAACAAACCCGGCGAACAAUUCAUUCCCGGCGCAAAUCCAAUCAUUGAUAUGGGAGAUUUGACGACUUCAUUUUCGUCUUCCGGUUCCAUAACCCCAGAAUACGCAAAGAUUGUGGCUAGGGGAGACGACGCAGUGUGUGUAAGCUAUCUAACCACGCAAAGCGUGGGCAAUAAGGAUACCAGGACUUGGCAUGCUGGUUACACGAAAGAAUGCGCUCGGCUUUCGGGAUCGACGUAUUGGUUUCCCUCGCCAGAGGUGAUACCCGGGACCGACCACCGUCCCGGAUGCAUAUGGCUUAGCCAAGAUAGCAAAAAAGGCUUUCCUGCAGCGAUAUCGGUCAAGCUAACCGACUUCGCGUUCCCCACCAGUGACGACGCAGCCAAAGCCCAGACCCAGUACCAGAAAACACCGAACGUCUUAUGCCAGGCUCCUGGUCGUAUGGCAUUCUGGGCAAAAGCAAGCACUGAUGAAUGUAUCCCGUUCUAUGAUUCCAUCCUCGAGAAGAACAAGACGACUGGGUUUGACGUGGACAAUCAGAAAGUCGUUGACGGGCAUAAGAUCCCAUGCCGGCUCAAGGGUACUCUCAUGAACCAAAUACUAGAGCCUGGAAAAGGACCGCGCACACCCAAUACGUUGACAGAUCAGGAACAGAAGGAGAAAGAUCUGAAAGACGAGGAGAAGCAGCGACAAGAUAAUGAAAACGGCGCUAACCCUAAUACUACGCCAUGCGAAAACAACUUUGGUGGUAUCUGCCGCCAGAUACCAAAGGAAGAAUCUGACCGCAAGCAACAAGAGCAGGAGCAACGUUUGAAUGAAGAUGGUCAGAAUAAAAACGGUGCAGGUCCUGGCGCGAGUGGGUUUGGGGGUCUAUGUGGCUCAAUACCUCAGGAUAAACUUGUGCCUGGCGAGCCAGCCCAAAAGGUUCAGCCGUGUCCGGAGGCGCCCCCUCCCACCAAACCGUCACAGGACGGUGGUCGCCGUCGAAGACUCCGCAACAGAAAGCGAGUUGCGUGAAUCAAUAGCGACAACUGAUGAAGUCAUGCCUGAUUAUGGCGGAAGAUCUAACACGUCCACUUCGAUUUGGAUCGUUCCUCAGUGUAACUUAUCGCUCUGUAUAUGAUGGGCAUAUACCUCGGGUAUUUCGUCUUUUUUCCGUGUCAAACUGGAAGGCUUUGCGUUCAUUAAAUCAAAGCGAAUGGUUGUUUUUUUCGAAGGGUCAUAGAUAGAUCAUAUAUUAGUUCCCUUAUGUGCGUUGGUGCGAGUCCGUCCGGCAUUGACUGCGCAUUUGGUGUAGUAACGUAUACAACGUCUUAAAAAUCUAGUAUAGAUUUACAGAUUUGUAGUGCUAAGAUUAUUAAGGAACUAUAGUACGCUUGUUACUCUUUACUAUAAAAAAAGCUAUAGUAGUGUUCUUACAAGGCUUUCUACUUCUAUUGACCCUGUCUCACUAUGGCAUCCACCCUCACACCCACGCCGCGCGACAAAGCUUUCAAAAUCAACGUGGUCCGGCAUUUGUGCUAGUAUCUCGCCCCUCCUAAUCCUGCUGAAUAAUUUUACAAUACUAUGAUCGCGAUUAAAAUCAUGAUUU